UGAUUUUGGUAGAUAUUCAAUGAUAUGAGCUCCUUACACCGACUGUUAAGUUGUUUUGGCAUUUUGGAUAUUUUACACCACUUCACAGUAACUGUUGCUCUGAAAAGAACAAUUUUUAAUUGGCAAGGCAACGACUCAAAGCUCAAAUAGCGCAAAACUCACAAACUAAACAAUAAAGAACUAAUAGUACGACAAAAGGACAAUGGCAACUGAUGUCAACAAAUGAGAAGUGGCAACCUCACAUUUCUCUGCACGGCACUACCAACCGAAUCGAGACGGGGAAAUUUAAACUUCAAGUAGAAAUGUCACAUUGAAUGUAGUCAACUGUUGGUAACCAUGAUUUUUAUGAAUGACAUCACCUAUGACGUGCAUCGGAUUUUAUUUGGUAUCCACUAUACCACAAUUUUGCGGUGAUAAUGAUAACUAUGACAUAUAACAGCUGAUUCAUGAUGUCACGGAUCUUAUAACCAAACUGAUAACCACACUCGCUUGAACGGAUCGUUAAAUACUUACCAAUCCAAAAUGGUAAAUACCAUUUUCAUUUGGUUAACCGCUUGAAUUUGAUUUAUAAUUUGUAAUACUGGUUGCAGUGCUGUUAAAUGUGCCUAAAGCUUAACCUCAAUUCAACUUCUGUGUUUGUUUUGCUUUUGUGCUGAGUUUGCAAACCUUCAAACUUGGGCGCUUGGGCCAUCAAAAGUACCCAAAAUCACCCGGAAAGCUCAUUUUGUACGUGUUUAUUAUUUGUUCUUCCUUGGGCUGCUAUUAUUAUCUAAAAGAUGGGGAGAAAAGUGACUAUCGCAGCGGCUACCUUAAAUCAGUGGGCAUUAGAUUUUGAAGGAAAUCUGGACAGAAUUUUACAAUCAAUUUUGGAUGCAAAGGAAAUGGGAGCCACAUUCAGAACCGGGCCUGAGCUAGAGAUAUGUGGGUACAGUUGUGAAGAUCAUUUCUAUGAAAGUGAUACAUUUCUGCAUUCUUGGGAAGUCCUAGCAGAGCUCCUACAGGCUCCACUCUGUAAGGACAUGCUGAUAGAUAUUGGUAUGCCAGUUAUGCACAGGAAUGUUGCAUACAACUGCAGAGUCAUCUUUCUGAAUAAGAAAAUAUUGCUUAUAAGGCCCAAAAAGAUACUUUGUGAUGAUGGGAAUUAUAGAGAAACUAGGUGGUUCACAAGCUGGAAAAAGCAUAAGGAAGUAGAAGAUUUUCACUUGCCACGGAUGAUAGGAAACAUUACUGGUCAAAAGUUAGUACCUUUCGGUGAUGCUGUGAUAUCAACAGUUGAUACAUGCAUAGGAUUUGAAAUAUGUGAAGAGCUAUGGUGUGCUGAAAGUUCUCAUGUUCCACUGUCACUAGAUGGCGUUGAAAUAAUUUGUAAUGGUUCUGGUAGCCAUACAGAGCUGAGAAAAGGCUAUGUGGUCAGGGAUUUAGUAAAAACAGCAACAAUGAAAUGUGGGGGAUGUUAUGUAUUUUGUAAUUUGAGGGGCUGUGAUGGUCAAAGAGUGUAUUUUGAUGGAAUGUCAUCCAUUACUUUGAAUGGACAUGUCUUGAGCAGAGCGAGACAGUUUUCUUUGGAUGAAGUUGAAGUUGUAACAGCUACAAUUGAUCUAGAAGAUAUAAGAUCAUACAGGCAUUCAAAAAGGUCAAAUUCACUAUUGGCCUCUAGUACUAAGAGUUAUCCCAGGAUUUUGGUAGACUUUUCCUUGUCACCUGAAGUUGAUACUGUGUUACCCACAGCUCAACCAAUCGACUGGGUGUAUCUAACCCCUGAAGAAGAGAUUGCACAGGGUCCAGCCUGUUGGUUAUGGGACUACUUGAGGAGAUCUGGUCAGGGUGGAUUUUUUCUACCAUUGAGUGGAGGAGUUGAUUCCUCAAGUACUGCAUUGCUAGUAUACUCUAUGUGUACCCUUAUAAUGGAAAAUGUGCAAAGAGGUGGAGAUUCAAAAGUAUUAUCUGAUCUAAGAAGGAUAACUGGUGACCCUGAAUAUACUCCAAAAAGUGCAAGUGAGCUUUGCAACAGAUUUUUAGUGACAUGUUACAUGGGAACAGAAAAUUCUUCCAAGGAAACUAAGCAGAGGGCUGCAGCAUUGGCAGCAGCAAUUGGAAGCUACCACAUGCACAUCACAAUAGACAAAGCUAUAAGCGCCGUUCUAGAAAUCUUCAGCAGCGUCACGGGUCUUUUUCCGAAAUUCGCCGUAAACGGCGGUUGUCCGAGGCAAAACCUAGCACUGCAGAACAUCCAAGCGCGCAUGCGCAUGGUGCUGUGUUACCUUUUCGCACAAUUGAUGCUUUGGGCGCGUGACAGGCCUGGAGGUCUGUUGGUUUUGGGGUCAGCAAAUGUGGAUGAGGCACUCAGAGGGUAUAUGACGAAGUAUGAUUGUUCUAGCGCGGAUAUUAACCCUAUUGGGGGGAUAUCCAAGACGGAUUUGAGAAGAUUCCUAAACUACGCAAAAGAAAAGUUCAAAAUGUCCAUCAUAGGGGAAAUAAUUAGUGCCCCGCCAACUGCCGAGCUAGAGCCUUUAAAACAGGGCAAAUUGGCUCAAACUGAUGAGGAAGAUAUGGGAAUGACUUAUGCAGAAUUGAGCCAGUUCGGACGUUUACGAAAAAUUGAAAAUUGUGGGCCAUAUUCCAUGUACUGUAAACUAGUCCAGACUUGGUCUAGUUCGUAUACACCCAAGCAAGUAGCUGAAAAGGUUAAACAUUUCUUCAGAUGUUAUGCGAUAAAUCGCCAUAAGAUGACUGUACUCACUCCUUCUUAUCACGCAGAAUCAUACAGCCCCGACGAUAAUAGGUUUGACUUGAGACCCUUCUUGUAUAGAGCUAAUUGGUCGUGGCAGUUUAGGGCUAUUGAUAAACAGGUGGAGCACAUCACUAGCGUCAAACGCAGCGCUUCCAGUGGCUCAAUAAAAUUGAGCAAAAAGUGUGACAAUGUUACAGUACGCACAGGAGUUACAGUAUAGUUUUUAGAGUUCUUUUAAUAUUGCAGGUUGUGAAAACAAGUUAGAGUUACCACAAAUAUCAGAAAUAGUAUCAAAGCCUCACGCAAAUAAUAGGAAACCAUGUGGUGUUUUAGAUAUUGUGAACUAGCUGUAUUUCUGAAAAUAACGUGCACUGAUAUCCAUUAUAUUUUGUUGGGAAAAAUCUAAUAUCUGAAAUUUCAUACUUCCGACAUUCAAGGUGUUCAACAUAGAUAUAGGAGACUUCUGAAAAAUUUCAUUCUGAAGUCUAAAUCUUGCCUAACUUGUGAUGCUCAACUCUAACUGCCUCUAUAAGGAAUUGAGACCUUGUCUGUGAUUCUUUACACCUUAAACCAUAAUUUUCUUUUAUUUAUAUAUUUAAGAGCACGAUCGAGCUUAAUAGAUAUAAGAAACUACAGUACGAUAUUUUAAAGGAUACAGAAAUCAAACUACAUUCCGACUCAGAAUCUUCCAGAAGAUGGUUUAAAAUGUCAGAUAGUCUAAGGGCUAGAACAAAAUAGUUGUUAUCUAUAAGUAGCUUAGGAAAACUGAAGCUUUAUUUUAACUUUAUAAAGAAACAUAUGUAUUAUGUAUUGUUGUAAAUAAAUGUAUUCCAAAUUGAUGCUCAAA
Messenger RNA from Acanthoscelides obtectus, 3578 nucleotides. The record is from the annotation of a GenBank genome assembly. NCBI's taxonomy places the organism in Eukaryota, Metazoa, Arthropoda, Insecta, Coleoptera, Chrysomelidae.